Messenger RNA from Rhodamnia argentea, 1303 nucleotides. Its product is annotated as tricin synthase 1-like. The transcript is spliced from 11 exons. Lineage: Eukaryota; Viridiplantae; Streptophyta; Magnoliopsida; Myrtales; Myrtaceae. The coding region runs from base 221 to 1075 and encodes 284 amino acids. The record is from RefSeq and is a predicted model, not a curated record. Gene Ontology annotation, molecular function: S-adenosylmethionine-dependent methyltransferase activity; O-methyltransferase activity.
AUUUAGCUCGAUUCGAUUCCCUCUCUUCGCCGUGUUUGUUGUAUCCGGACAAGACAACAAUGGUUGAGUAAAGGCUAAACUUGUUCUUCAACUGGUUGAACCGGGUUGUAAUGAGCAAAGCGUGGGACUUGAAGAGUUUUAUUGGGUCCAGGAUGAGUCGGUGCAAGUUGAAGGCAUUUGGAGACUGAAGCUCACUUAGGAUUUGGUACCGCGAAUCAGAAUGAAGUUCACCCCGACAAUGUUUCGUUGCGCGUCUGUUGUUGCUUCCCAUAGUGCUCUGCCUCCAGUCAGGGCAGCAGGGAAAUUCCUGCCUUCCUCGAAGUCGAUAGCUCCGAAUGGAUCGGUACUGGGUCGGGGAAGAUGCUGUUGCUUCGGGUCUUCCAGUCCAUAUGUGGUUUUGGAGGACAGGGGUUAUGGCAAUAAGCAGGUUAUCAGCAUCACUCCCCAACUUUACGACUAUGUUCUGUCCAAUGUUAGAGAACCAGAGAUUUUACAGCAACUUCGCAAGGAGACAGCAUCGAUGCGUGGUAGUCAGAUGCAGGUUUCGCCAGAUCAGGCACAACUACUUGCAAUGCUUGUGCAGAUUCUCGGAGCAGAACGAUGUAUAGAAGUUGGAGUUUACACUGGAUACUCUUCCUUGGCUGUUGCACUUGUCCUGCCAGAGUCAGGUUUCUUGGUGGCUUGUGAAAGGGAUGCCAAGUCUCUUGAGGUUGCUAAAAAGUAUUAUGAGCUAGCUGGGGUUUCACACAAGGUAAGUGUGAGACAUGGACUAGCGUCGGACACUCUGCACUCUCUUAUUUUGAAUGGUGAAACUUGCAGCUAUGAUUUCGCAUUUGUUGAUGCAGAGAAGAGGAUGAAUGAGGAAUAUUUUGAAUUGCUGCUGCAGCUUGUGAGGGUUGGUGGCGUGAUUGUGAUAGAUAAUGUCCUUUGGCAUGGAAAAGUAGCUGACCCUAUGGUAAAUGACAUGAAGACGAUCAGCAUUAGGAAUUUUAAUAGGAGAUUGAUGGGGGAUGACCGAAUUAGCACCAGCAUGGUGCCAAUUGGUGAUGGCAUUUUAAUUUGCCGUAAAAGAUGAGCAUGGAUUGGAAUUUCAGAGAGGCAGUCAUUACCGUGUGGCUCAUUCAAACUGUGGCAUGCAGAGAAAUACUAACCCGGGAUUACAGCAUUGGUAAGAUGACUCGGCUAAUUUCUCGUAAAUUGCCCUCUGCCAUGUCCUAGGUGCCUCCAAAGAACGAUUGAGAAAAUUUGUAGACAAAGCCAUUGGUGAGUGAAUGGAAGAUCCCAGCCAGCACAGUGUCAGUCA